This is a messenger RNA of Fukomys damarensis (Damara mole-rat), 1752 nucleotides long. Its product is annotated as zinc finger and BTB domain-containing protein 44-like. The record is from RefSeq and is a predicted model, not a curated record. Gene Ontology annotation, molecular function: protein binding. Lineage: Eukaryota; Metazoa; Chordata; Mammalia; Rodentia; Bathyergidae.
AUGGGUAUGAAAACAUUUACUCAUAGUUCCUCUUCCCACAGUCAGGAAAUGCUCGGAACUAUGCUGCGAAAUGAUGGACAUUUCUGUGAUAUCACUAUUCGUGUCCAGGAUAAAAUCUUCUGGGCACAUAAAGUGGUACUAGCAGCUUGCAGUGAUUUCUUUUGUACCCAGCUUGUAGGCCAGGCAGAGGAUGAGAACAAGAGUGUGCCAGAUCUGCAUCAUGUUACAGUGACUGGCUUUAUUCCCCUUUUAGAAUAUGCUUACACAGCCACUCUGUCAAUUAAAGAAAACAUUAUUGAUGUUCUAGCUGCAGCCAGCUAUAUGCAAAUGUUUAGUGUUGCUAGCACCUGCUCAGAGUUCAUGAAAUCAAGUAUUUUAUGGAACACACCCAAUAGCCAAGCAGAAAAGAGUCUAGAUGCUGGACAAGAAAAUUCUAACUGCAAUUUUACUUCUCGAGAUGGAAGCAUUUCUCGAGUAUCUUCAGAGUGCAGUGUGGUAGAAAGAACCAUUCCUGUGUGCCGAGAAUCCCGGAGAAAGCGCAAAAGCUACAUUGUUAUGUCUCCUGAGAGUCCUGUUAGAAAUAAACAAGUUGACUCUUCUUUAUCUUUUCCCUGGACUUCUCCUUUUGGAAUUGAUAGAAGAAUUCAGUCCGAGAAAGCUAAGCAGGCAGAGAACACCCGGACUUUAGAAUUACCUGGCCGGUCUGAGCCAGAUAGAAGAAUGAUUGAUUGCGUGACUUGUAAGAGCACAAAAGCUGCAUUGCCUCUGGACACUGAAGAAGACAUCCAAGUCAAAGUCGAAAGGUUAAGUGAUGAGGAAGUCCACGAGGAAGGGUACCCCCAGGCUGUCAGUGCAUCUCAGAGUUCACUGAGUGAUCAACAGACAAUUCCGGGAAGUGAACAAGUCCAAGAGGACCUUCUGAUUAGUCAACAGUCUUCCUCUAUAGGCUUAGUAGAUAAAGGUGUCAGCGAGGGGUCGCCUACACUUCAAAACACUUCUAGCACUAAUGCUCAUGCGGAUGACGACUAUCAACUCUACAUUGCUCCUUCUACCAGCAGUACGGAAGGACCAAGUCCAAAUGGUCCAGACAGACCAUUUCAGUGUCCAACCUGUGGGGUGCGAUUCACCCGUGUUCAGAACCUAAAACAGCACAUGAUCAUCCACUCAGGAAUUAAACCUUUUCAGUGUGACCGCUGCGGGGGUGGGGGUGGGGAGUUCACCAGGGCUUACUCGCUAAAGAUGCAUUGCCUAAAGCAUGAAGGUAAACGCUGCCAGAUAUGUAGUGCUCCUUUCACUUCCUUUGGGGAAUAUAAACACCAUAUGAGGGUUUCCCAGCACAUUAUCCGCAAGCCUCGGAUUUACAAGUGCAAAACAUGUGGUGCCACGUUCACCAACUCUGGAAAUUUAAUCGUGCACCUGAGGAGUCUGAACCAUGAAGCAUCAGAGAUAGCAAACUAUUUCCAGAGCAGUGAUUUCCUAGUACCUGACUACUUAAACCAAGAGCAAGAAGAGACCCUUGCUCAGUAUGAUCUUGGAGAACAUCGUUUUGAAAGCAACUCUUCCGUUCAAAUUCCUGUAAUUUCACAGGUCUCCUCCACCCAGAACUGUGAAAGCACUUUCCCCAAGGGAUCUCUUGCUGGGCUGGCAGAAAAGGAAGAAGAGGUGCCAGAGCAGCCAAAGACCAGUGCUCAUGGUGAAGCUACCAGAGAUGAUCCCCCAAAGACAGAACUGUCUUCUAUAACUAUCAAGUAG